Molecule: messenger RNA, 1168 nt
Organism: Eurytemora carolleeae
Lineage: Eukaryota; Metazoa; Arthropoda; Copepoda; Calanoida; Temoridae
Gene: Cdk7
Product: cyclin-dependent kinase 7-like
Exons: 8
Coding region: 45-1070 (341 amino acids)
Biological process (GO): positive regulation of transcription by RNA polymerase II; protein phosphorylation
Cellular component (GO): cytoplasm; nucleus; transcription factor TFIIH holo complex
Molecular function (GO): ATP binding; RNA polymerase II CTD heptapeptide repeat kinase activity; cyclin-dependent protein serine/threonine kinase activity
Source: RefSeq, a predicted model, not a curated record
AAAGCUUAACGUGAAGUAUAUUUCAGAUGAACUUCUGGUAGAAAAUGUCUAGUAUUGAAGAGAAACUGAGAAGAUAUGAGAAAAUAGAUUUCCUAGGGGAAGGACAGUUUGCUACUGUUUACAAAGCUAGGGAUAAGGAGAACGAUGGCAGGAUAGUUGCGGUAAAAAAGAUUAAAUUAGGAUCAAGAGCUGAGGCUAAAGAUGGAAUCAACAGAACUGCUCUUAGAGAAAUCAAAUUACUGCAAGAAGUUCAUCACAAAAACAUAAUUGAGCUGGUGGACGUCUUCGGACACAAGUCCAAUGUGUCCAUUGUCAUGGACUUUAUGGACACUGAUCUGGAAGUUAUAAUUAAGGACACGAAUAUAAUAUUAUCUGCGGCCAACAUCAAGUCCUACAUACUCCAAACUCUUCAAGGUCUUGAAUAUCUUCAUGCUAACUGGAUCCUGCACCGUGAUCUGAAACCAAACAAUCUCCUGGUGGAUUGCAAGGGUUGUCUUAAACUCGGAGAUUUCGGUCUCGCCAAGUAUUUUGGAUCUCCAAACCGACAGUAUACUCACGUUGUUGUAACCCGGUGGUACAGAGCUCCUGAAUUACUCUUUGGAGCUAAAAACUACGGAACCGGUGUUGAUAUCUGGGCUGUUGGUUGUAUACUGGCAGAGUUACUUCUCCGUAUACCAUUCCUAGCUGGAGAAACUGAUCUAGAUCAAUUAGCGAAAAUAUUCCAGGCCCUGGGAACCCCUACGGAGGAGAGUUGGCCUGGACUAAAGGCUCUACCUGACUUUAUCCAGUUCAAACAUCAUCCUGGUACCCCGCUCCAGGAUAUAUUCACAGCAGCAGGAGAUGAUCUUCUUCAGCUCAUGGGACAGCUUCUAGCUCUCUGCCCUCUCAAGAGGUGUGAUAGUAGUGCUGCCCUGAGAACACCCUACUUCUCUAAUAAACCAGCUCCGUCUAGCGGAGAAUCUCUCCCUCUACCCUCAACUAUUGCAAAGAGAGAACAGGAGCGUCCCAACAAACGGAAAAUGAUUGAUACAGAGUUUAAUCCAACAAUCAAGAAACUAGUUUUCACCUAGCUCAUUUAAACUAGAUAUAAAAACUCAAUUUAUUUGUACCUAGAUUUUUUAUCUGUGAUAGCUCCUCAAUCCUUAAUCCUUUUAUUCUACUUUUCAGA